Messenger RNA from Pimephales promelas (fathead minnow), 4188 nucleotides. RefSeq lists its product as uncharacterized. Gene Ontology annotation, molecular function: DNA-binding transcription factor activity, RNA polymerase II-specific; RNA polymerase II cis-regulatory region sequence-specific DNA binding. Gene Ontology annotation, biological process: regulation of transcription by RNA polymerase II. The record is from RefSeq and is a predicted model, not a curated record. Gene Ontology annotation, cellular component: PcG protein complex; transcription regulator complex; chromatin. NCBI's taxonomy places the organism in Eukaryota, Metazoa, Chordata, Actinopteri, Cypriniformes, Leuciscidae.
AUUAUUCAUCAGUGAAGCUCCUCCCACAACAAUUACACUGUCAGUGAAGCUCCUCCUACAGAAAUUACAUCAUUAGUGAAUCUCCUCCCACUGGAGUUCAGCAAUAAAUGCUGUAAAUUCCCAUCAGCUACAGGUGAAGAUGAGCAUCAGAGCAUCAGGAAGAGCUGAAAUCUGUAAAGAAUGAGUUUAUUAAAGAGGACAUUGAGAACAUGAGUGAUCCAGAACCCUGCAGAAUGAAACACACUGAAGAUCCUGAAGAACAAAGAGACCCGAUGGAAGUGAAGGAGGAGAGAGAAGAACUGAGUGAAGUGGAGGAGGAACAUCAUGUCCAACCUGGAGAAAAACGUGCGAGUUUCUCAAAGACUAAAAAUACAUUAUUAAAGAAAAGAAGAGCCAAGAAAUCUUUCACCUGCACUCAGUGUGGAAAGAGUUACACAGCCUACCAUAAUCUUAAGAGUCACAUGAAAGUUCAUACUGGAGAAAAGCCGUUCACAUGUGAUCUGUGUGGAAAUAGUUUAAAAACCAAACGAAAUCUUGAGUUUCACAUGAGGAUCCACACUGGAGAGAAGCCGUUUUCAUGUGAUCAGUGCGGGAAGAAUUUCAGUCAUUCAUCUUCCCUUAAUGUUCACAUGAUGAUCCACACCGGAGAGAAGCCGUUCUCAUGUGAUCAAUGUGGAAAGACAUUUAUCUGGGCAUCAAACCUGAAGAAACACCUGAGAGUUCAUAUGAAGGAGAAGCCACAUUUAUGUUCUGUGUGUGGAAAGAGUUUUUCACGGCUGGAUUAUUUACUUGCACAUCAGAAAACUCAUACUGCUGUGAGAGAGUACAUGUGCUUUGAGUGUGAGAAGACUUUUUCUUUAGCAAGCCAUUUAAAACAGCACCAGAGAAUUCACACUGGAGAAAAACCUUUCAAGUGUCCACACUGUGACAAGAGAUUCAGUGCGUCAUCAAAUCUGAAAACACACGAGAAGAUCCACACUGGAGAGAAAUCUUUCACCUGCACUCAGUGUGGGAAGAGUUACACAGCCAAACAUACACUUGUGAGUCACAUGAGAGUUCACACUGGAGAGAAGCCGUUCACAUGUGAUCAGUGUGGAAAGACAUUUAUCAGGGCAUCAAGCCUGAAGACACACCUGAGAGUUCACAUGAAGGAGAAGCCGCAUUCAUGUUCUGUGUGUGGAAAGAGUUUUUCACUGCUGCAAUAUUUACAUAAACAUGAGAAAAGUCACACUGGUGUGAGAGAGUACAUGUGCUUUGAGUGUGAGAAGACUUUUACUACAGCUGAUCAUUUAAAACAACACCAGAUGAUCCACACUAGAGAAAAACCUUACAAGUGUUCACACUGUGACAAGAGAUUCAACCAGUCAGCAAAUCUGAAAACACAUGAGAAGAUCCACACUGGAGAAAAACCUUACAAGUGUUCACACUGUGAAAAGAGAUUCAGCCAGUCAGCAAAUCUGAAAACACAUGAGAAGAUCCACACUGGAGAAAAACCUUACAAGUGUUCACACUGUGACAAGAGAUUCAGUCUGUUAUCAAAUCUAAAAACACAUGAGAAGAUCCACACUGGAGAAAAACCUUACAAGUGUUCACACUGUGACAAGAGAUUCAGUCUGUUAUCAAAUAAAAAAAAACAUGAGAUGAUCCACACUGGAGAAAAACCUUACAAGUGUUCACACUGUGACAAGAGAUUCAGCCAGUCAGCAAAUCUGAAAACACAUGAGAAGAUCCACACUGGAGAAAAACCUUACAAGUGUUCACACUGUGACAAGAGAUUCAGUCUGUUAUCAAAUCUAAAAACACAUGAGAAGAUCCACACUGGAGAAAAACCUUACAAGUGUUCACACUGUGACAAGAGAUUCAGUCUAUUAUCAAAUAAAAAAAAACAUGAGAUGAUCCACUCUGGAGAAAAACCUUACAAGUGUUCACACUGUGACAAGAGAUUCAGUCUGUUAUCAAAUAAAAAAAAACAUGAGAUGAUCCACUCUGGAGAAAAACCUUACAAGUGUUCACACUGUGACAAGAGAUUCAAUCAGUCAUCAUAUCUGAAAACACAUGAGAAGAUCCACACUGGAGAAAAACCUUACAAGUGUUCACACUGCGACAAGAGAUUCAGUCUGUCAUCAUAUCUGAAAGCACACGAGAAGAUCCACACUGGAGAGAAGCCGCAUUCAUGUUCUGUGUGUGGAAAAAGGUUUAAAUGGCUGCAAUAUUUACAUAAACAUGAGAAAACUCACACUCGUGUGAGAGAGUACAUGUGCUUUGAGUGUGAGAAGACUUUUACUGCAGCAAAGGAUUUAAAACGGCACCAGAUGAUCCACACUGGAGAAAAACCUUACAAGUGUUCACACUGCGACAAGAGAUUCAGUAAGUUAUCAUCUCUAAAAACACACGAGAGGAUCCACACUGGGGAAAAACCUUACAAGUGUUCACACUGUGACAAGAGAUUCAGUACGUCAGCAAAUCUGAAAAAGCAUGAGAAGAUGCACACUGGAGAAAAACCUUACAAGUGUUCACACUGUGACAAGCAAUUCAGUCAGUCGACAUCUCUGAAAAAACAUGAGAAGAUCCACACUGGAGAAAAACCUUACAAGUGUUCACACUGCGACAAGAGAUUCAGUGAGUCAUCAGAUCUGAAAACACAUGAGAGGAUCCACACUGGAGAAAAACCUUACAAGUGUUCACACUGUGACAAGCAAUUCAGUCAGUCGACAUCUCUGAAAAAACAUGAGAAGAUCCACACUGGAGAAAAACCUUACAAGUGUUCACACUGUGACAAGAGAUUCAUUCUGUCAGCAACUCUGAAAACACAUGAGAGGAUCCACACUGGAGAAAAACCUUACAAGUGUUCACACUGUGACAAGAGAUUCAAUGAGUCAUCAUAUCUGAAAACACAUGAGAGGAUCCACACUGGAGAAAAACCUUACAAGUGUUCACACUGUGACAAGAGGUUCAGUCAGUCAUCAAAUCUGAAAAAACAUGAGAAGAUCCACACUGGAGAAAAACCUUACAAGUGUUCACACUGUAACAAGAGAUUCAGUGAGUCAUCAAAUCUGAAAAAACAUGAGAUGAUCCACACUGGAGAAAAACCUUACAAGUGUUCACAGUGUGACAAGAGAUUCAGUGAAAGAUGUCAUUUCACAAACAAACCAAAUAUUGACGUUCACAUGAGCAUUCACACUGAAGAGAAGCCGUUCACAUGUGAUCAAUGCGGAAAGAGAUUAAAAUACAAACAAGGUCUUCAGAUUCACAUGAGAAUCCACACCGGAGAGAAACCGUUCUCAUGUGAUCAGUGCGGAAGGAGCUUCUCAAUCAAACCAAGUCUUCAGAAUCACAUGAGAGUUCACACCGGAGAGAAGCCGUUCAUGUGUAAUCAAUGUGAAAAGAGUUUCUCAAAGAAACAAAUGUUACAGGUUCACAUGAGAAUUCAUACAGGAGAGAAGCCGUACAACUGCGAUCAAUGCGGGAAGAGUUUCACACAGAAAACAGCACAUAAGCUGCACAUGAGGAUCCACACCAGAGAAAAGCCACACGUGUGUAAUCAAUGUGGAAAGAGUUUCACUCAAUCAGGACACCUUAAAGGACACAUGAGCAUCCACACUGGAGAGAAGCCGUUUACAUGUGAUCACUGCGGCAAAGCAUUUCAUAGGUCAUCAGACCUAAAGGCACACCUGACAGUUCAUACGAAGGAGAAGCCGUAUUCAUGUUCUGUGUGUGGAAAGAGUUUUUCAGUGGUACAAGCUUUACAUGCACAUCGCAAAAUACACACUGGUGUGAGAGAGUACAUGUGCUUUGAGUGUGAGAAGACUUUUACUGAAUGGAAAGAUUUAAAACGGCACCAGAUGAUCCACACUGGAGAAAAACCUUACAAGUGUUCACACUGUGACAAGAGAUUCGGUCAGCCAUCGACCCUGAAAUCACAUGAGAGGACCCACACUGGAGAAAAACCUUACAAGUGUUCACACUGUGACAAGAGAUUCAGUCAGUCAACAAAUCUGAAAUCACAUGAGAGGAUCCACAGCAGAGAGAAGCCGCAUACGUGUGAUCAGAUCCAUGCUAACGCGGAGCAGUUCUUUAAUGCAUGUUGAUAUUAACACAAAGCAGGCAGAGAUGGCGUCUUAAAGGGAUAGUUCACUUUGAAAUUAAUUUUCGAUAUGUUUUAUCUUACCUCAAGGGGAUCCAAGAUGU